UCCGAGCCUGACAAGCAUCUUCUCCAUUCGUUGCUUCUUGGUUUGAGAGACUGACACUUCCCAUAUUCAAACGUAUAUCUAUCUAUACACGUACCGACAGUAAGACUACGACAACCUCAAUCGACAUCCACUCCUUCCUCUUUCCACCAUGAGUCACCAAGCCAAUGUACUGAAAGGCACGCACGUGAACGUCGCCAUGAUGACUUCCGGAGGCCUCGCGCCCUGCCUGUCGUCCAGUAUUGCGCAACUCGCGCGCUGCUGGGUCCAGUCCUACCGCGAAGGAACCAUCUCCGGUCUUACGCUCCGCAUGUACCUUGGCGGGUACAAAGGAAUGGUUACGGGAGAUUCCAUCGUCAUUCCCGAACAUCAAUGGGAUUCACUCGACUCUCUGAAUACGGUGGGAGGAUCGCCCAUUGGAAAUUCGCGCGUCAAGCUGACGAACGUUGCCGACUGCAUUAAGAAGGGAUACGUCCAACACGGCAGCACGCCCUUGGAAGUAGCUUCGCAGCAGCUCAUCAAGGACCAAGUCCACGUCGUUCAUACGAUUGGCGGAGACGACACCAACACACAAGCUGCUACCCUUUCCGACUACCUGUUGGAAAAGCACAAUGGCAAAGUCGCCGUCAUCGGUAUGCCCAAGACCAUCGACAACGAUGUUUAUCCUAUUGUCCAGACCUUCGGAGCCGACACAGCUGCCGUACAGGGGGCACGAUUUUUCGAGAACGUUGUCAAUGAAUGCACUGCCAAUCCUCGCAUGCUUAUUCUCCACGAGUGUAUGGGACGCGAUUCGGGAUACCUUACGGCCGCUACGGCACAGAAGUACCGCGACAUUCUCAAUGCCCAAGACUUGCCCGUCGGCUCGGACUUGCCCUUCCACCGCAAGUCUGCCCGCGAUAUUCACGCCAUUUGGAUUCCCGAACUCAAGCUAGACUUGGUCGCCGAGUCGGCGCGUUUGAAGAAAGUCAUGGACGAAGUCGGUUGCGUCAACAUCUUUUUCGGCGAGGGCACGGGCGUGCAGGAAAUCGUCGCGGACAUGGAGGCCAACGGUGAAGCCGUGCCGCGCGAUGCCUUUGGACACGUCACGUUGGCUAAAAUCAAUCCCGGACAGUACUUCUCCCAACACUUGGCGGACAAUAUUGGUGCCGAAAAGACCAUUGUGCAAAAGUCGGGAUACUUUGCCCGUUCCGCCGCGGCCAACGAUUUCGAUCGCCAACUCAUCGGGGCCUGUGCCGAGGCUGGCGUCGCCGCCGCUAUUGACGGACAUUCCGGAUGCAUGGGACAGGAUGAAGACAAACCCAACACGCCCAUUCGAGCGAUUGAAUUCAGUCGCAUCAAGGGUGGCAAACCCUUUGAUAUUUCUCAGGAAUGGUUCCAACAAAUGCUCAAGGAAAUUGGACAAGUGUAAAAAGGCGUGUAUUCAUCUUGCCCCGCUCCUUGAUUGGACAUGGUGGUCAACUCGUUGAAAAAUAUCUUCUAUAUUCAGAGACUUUGCCGUGUAAACAGUCGUUUCCGUACGUGAUCCUUUCUUCCUUUAGCUUUACUAAACGUCCGUAGGUAAAAAAAAGUUGUAGGUGCUGA
Messenger RNA from Phaeodactylum tricornutum CCAP 1055/1, 1578 nucleotides. Its product is annotated as PFP pyrophosphate dependent phosphofructokinase. Gene Ontology annotation, molecular function: diphosphate-fructose-6-phosphate 1-phosphotransferase activity; 6-phosphofructokinase activity. Gene Ontology annotation, biological process: glycolytic process; fructose 6-phosphate metabolic process. Bases 149 to 1405 code for a protein of 418 amino acids. The record is from RefSeq and is a predicted model, not a curated record. NCBI's taxonomy places the organism in Eukaryota, Bacillariophyta, Bacillariophyceae, Surirellales, Neidiaceae. The transcript has 2 exons. Gene Ontology annotation, cellular component: cytoplasm.